AUGAGUGCCAGUCAUGAACGUGAUGCCGCAGAGGCAGAAGCUAAACCACGCUUCCUCUUCCGCGCUUCUUCUGACCAGUCUCGUGGCGGCCCAGAAGGCAACACCUUGACCACCGUCGACCCUCUGGCCCAUAGCCAAACUGUGGACUACCACUCCUGUCUGGCAGUCAUUCCACGCAGCGUAGCCAGAUCUAUGCUCCAGCACCACUUCCUCUGGCAUUACGAACACGCCUCGGAAUUCAGCUCCUGGUCUACAUCACUCCUUUGGGUUCUCGUCCACGCGAUCCGGAAGCAAGUCAUUCGCCACGAUACGAACGUCCUGAUCUACGUCCUGGACACGACACGAGUUGAAGACAACCGAAUCCACAGUGCUGUGAAGCUUCUUGAUGUUUUCGAUCUGCGGCAUCCUGAGCAGCUGUCAGAGUACUGCAAAGGCGAGUACCUAGUUCACGGGCUAAUGAGAGCAACGAUAGGUUUCAAGGCAGUCAAGCUGGAGACAGUAACUCAUGCAGGGCUCUAUGAAGUGUUUCCGGACCUGCGUAUCAGCGCUGCAGAUCAUCGGCUGUAUCUCAGGGUGAGAGACCAUUUACGUCCAAUCUACUUCGGCAGGAUCUGGUCGCUCUCGUACGCGGAAAUUCUUGGUCUGAAGAGGCUCGGCCGGUGUUUCGGUAGGAACUGGGAAGCUGUCAUGACUGUUGCGUUCCUGAGCAUGCGCAGACGCCAAGGAGAGUCGAACAGGGUCCAGGCGCUGUUCGCUGAUUUGAAUUAUUUGCCUAUUAGACCAGUACCGGUGUCGAUGCGCGUCACAAGCGGCACAUUGCGUGAGGGUGAACAAGGUGUCUUUGAAGCCCAAGAGUUCGACAAGCUCUUGAGCUCACUAUACGGUGCCGUCGGUAGGAAGAAGGAGAGUACCGAUGCACUCACGCAAAUCAAUGAUCUAGUAAUUGAGGUUGAGUCUUUGGGCAGUAAGUAUCGGGGCAAUUCAUGGACAAAUUCCAGCUAA
Molecule: messenger RNA, 1002 nt
Organism: Recurvomyces mirabilis
Lineage: Eukaryota; Fungi; Ascomycota; Dothideomycetes; Mycosphaerellales; Teratosphaeriaceae
Exons: 2
Coding region: 1-1002 (333 amino acids)
Source: RefSeq, a predicted model, not a curated record